Molecule: messenger RNA, 1455 nt
Organism: Rhizopus microsporus ATCC 52813
Lineage: Eukaryota; Fungi; Mucoromycota; Mucoromycetes; Mucorales; Rhizopodaceae
Exons: 4
Coding region: 146-1012 (288 amino acids)
Biological process (GO): tRNA modification
Molecular function (GO): RNA binding
Source: RefSeq, a predicted model, not a curated record
GUGGGAGAUUACGAAAAUGUCUAAGAAGUAUCUUUUAAUAUACAGGUUUAAUAAAAGUGACAUCUCCAGGCGAAUAGUUGAGACGGUUUGGAUGUGUCUUCCCAUGAAUUUUCGCGUGCGUAUAGUUUUUACUUUUUUUUUUUUCAUGACCGAACAAUCAAAGAUAGAAAAACGAUCUAUUGAAGAAAGCGAAGCUCCAACAAAAAAGAAGCAGAAACUAGAUACAAUUCCUAUCCUUCGGGGUCGUUUUAAACAGCGUUGGUUGACAAAGCAUUCUAGUUUAUUGAAACGUUCUGAUGAAUCAACUGGAAUUUUGAUUUCAUGCAAUGUCAAUGCCGAAACCCGAGCAUUAGGACAAGUAACUAAUUGUCUAGAAACAUACAUCACAAAGCUAUUUCCAGACCACCAGUCUACAUGGAUAAGGUUUGAAGGUCCGUACGAUAUUGAUGAAGUUGAUCAAGAAGAAGGUGAAGAAGAAGGUGAAAAGGAAAAGGAAAAGAGAGAAGACAAAGCUGAGCGUAAAGAACGAAAGUUUCAAGCUGUUGAUGCAGCUUGCGGUGGCCUAGUAUUCUUUAGAUUUAGAGUAAACGUAAAACCUACUGAAUUCGUUCUAAAGUUUAUGGAUUAUAUAAAACAGCUUCCUGAAGAAGAAAAGAAGCAGGAAUUGGAAAAGAUACGCUAUACGACGAGAUGGAUUCCAUUUGAUUAUAUCUGUCCUGCUAUUACAGAGCGUAUUGAAAAAUGCUUUGAAAGGGUCAAGCAGGAUCAUUUCAACAGUGACAGCAAAGACGCGACGGUUGCUAUCGUAACAGAGAUCCGUAACAACAUAUUGAUUUCUAAAAAUGACAUUAUUCAGACGAUUGCACCAUUAAUUCCAAGUAAUUACAAGGUAAAUUUGAAAACGCCAACAUUUGUAAUAUUUGUUUCUGUAUUCAAAAGUGCUUGCGGCAUAACUGUGCUCAAGGAUUAUUAUCAAAGGAAGAAGUAUAACGUUAUGUCUUAUUGCCAAUAAGAGCAUAUAAACAUAGAAACCCAUUAAUCAAAUCCUCUUUUAUUUCUUAUGCUGUAUACACAAUUCUUGUCAAUGAGACACUUACGAAGUCACAAUAUAACCACCGACUGAUGUGGGUUAGAGCAGUACAAUAAAUGUUUCUUUUUAGACCACUUAAUCCCAAAGAGCUAUUCUCUUUAAACUUCGAGUCCAACUAUUGCCUAAGGGACUACAUGUAUUACAUGUGCCUAUAUGGCCUGAACAUCAACAUCGUGAGAGUAUUAAAGUGGCUAUGACCCAGUCUACUUAUUUUCGAAUGUAUUGAAAGAACACACAAAAAGGAACUGUAUAAGAGAGAGAGAAGAUAAAUGCACAUCAUAGUUGAAUAAGCUCUCAUCAAUUGUUUGAUUACAGAUUUGAGAAGAGAAGGGAGAGAUUACGUUGCCGAAAUGGAGACAAAAGAU